AUGGCCGAUUUCGGGAGCUCCCCGCGGUACGUGACGUCGACGUCGCUGACGGUGAUCCUGCUGGAGCCGUGGGGGUCUGGGAACUACGUGGGGCUGACGGGUCUGGAGGUGGUGACGCUGAACCAGCAGAAAGUGUCGCUGACGCCGGGGCAGAUCGCGGUGUUUCCGCGCGAGCUGAUGAACGUGGGGUGGGAAGGGAUGGUUGGGAACUUCGGAGCGCUGUUUGACGGCGUCAAUCAGACGACGGACGUGAACCACAUGUGGCUGGUCCCCGCGGUGAUCGAGGGGAAGCACCCGAUGAUCCAGAUCCGGUUCCCCGUUUUAAUGCCGAUUUGUGGAAUCCGGAUUUUCAAUUUCAACUCGAACUCGAUCGAAGCCUUCAAUGGGGCCAAGUUCAUCCAGAUCUUCUGCAAUGGGUCCAUGAUUGGCAACUCGAAACUCCUCAUUCGCAAGGCCCCGGGCGUUUCCUUCUUCGACUACUCGCAGUACAUUCCUUUAAUCGAGCCCAAAACCUCCCUGACGAAGCUCCCGUCCCUUCGGAAUUUCGCGAUCGUUCAUUCGCCGAGACGGGUCGAGCAGGAUUUUGUUUGCCCGCUCCAUCCCUGCGGCUUUGUGCUGAAGCUCCAGAUCGAAUCCACGUGGGGAGACCGGAGUUUCGUCGGUCUGUACCAUUUGGAGGUUCUGGACCCAUCUGGGACCAAAAUCGACAUAUGUCCCCAAAACAUCCACCCAUUUCCGGUACCGCAAACGGUGCUGUACGACAAUAAUCGGACCUAUGAGCCCCAAAUGAUCAAUAUUCAAAUAGGGACAUGGGGGACAAAUGAUAGUUGGUGUGUCCCAAUCGUGAACAGUGGAAACAGAGAAGAACAGAGCGACAUAGUCAAUUGUCUCUUUGUGUUCUUUGACGUCCCCGUGAUUAUCGGGUGUGUGAAGCUAUGGAACUAUCGUCGCGUGCCUUCGUGCGGAAUUCGUGCGUUUUCGCUGUGGCUGGACGGGAAUCUGCUGUUCUCCGGGGAGCUCCGAAAAUGGAGUUCGGGUAAUGGAGAGGGGCAGAGCGUUCUGUUUACGGAUAAUGCGGCGCUGAUUGAGAGGGAGGAGAGGAACGUGCGGGGCGAAGGGGACGUGAAAUGUGUAUCGAGCGCCGGCGGGAUCGAUAAAGUUUAUAAAGGAUGA
Molecule: messenger RNA, 1173 nt
Organism: Blastocystis hominis
Lineage: Eukaryota; Bigyra; Opalinata; Blastocystidae
Source: RefSeq, a predicted model, not a curated record